AUGGACCAGGCAAAUGACGACAUGAUUGGAAUAAGAAAACUUACAUACUGGAAGACAUAUGGGGUUAAACGUUUUCCUUACCGUGGAAAGCGCAAAUACACCCCAUUGGUUUACCAGGCUGAUAAUGGAGGAAUCGUUAUCUCAAAUGACAUUUUCGGAUUGACAAUCAGACAGUUUGAACGCAUGUAUAAAGAUUGUUUAGAUAGAAGAAAAACACACGAAAAUUGGAUAAUGAAUCUUCGAUAUCCCGACAAAACUUCAAAUGAAUAUCUGGAAUACUUAGAUCAGUGUACAGACUGCAAUAAAGAGUUUUUGUCUUGGACUGAAAAUGAUUCUAUAAACAACCACUUGGUUAAACACCUGAUAAGAACAAUAGGUAAUGAAAUAGACAUACGUAAAAGACAACUUUUGUUUAUCUUACAUGAUAUAAUAUCCAAUGCAAAUGACGAAAAUUUAACACAAAUAUCCAGUGGGAGUUUAGCAGAAGGACUGGAUUUACCUGGAAGUGACAUAGAUAUCAUGUUUGUCGAUGAAAUAGUAAACGUAACACGGAUUAAAAGAAAUAUUAAACAUCCGGUACAACGUACUGAAGUAUUUAUGGAGACAGAUGCUGAUCAUCCUGGAUUUACUAGACUCAGGUUGGUAGCAGGAGGGACAAGAAAAAGCACUUUUCUAUCUCCGAAAUGUUUUGUCAGUACACACACAGGUCAAUAUUUAUCAACGACCACCUUUGUAAAUCGUCUAAAGCAGAAACACCAGAAGCAUCGACAGAAUUUCACAACACACGGUCCCUGCUUAUCAGAUAAAAAUCAAACUUUUGAUAUUGCAUGCUGCCUAAGAAGUACAUAUUUGCCGUACAAUUCUUUGCCCUGGAUAUUCCGUUAUCGACGGCAAUGGCCCCCUAAUGUCACCAUUGACAGGAUAAUAAAUAACGGUUGUUUGUUAGUACCUGUUGGACCCAGGAUUAUGCCAAAUUGUGAUUUGUUAUGGAGAAUAUCUUUCUCUGUUGCAGAAAAACAACUUGUACAUUCGUUUAAUUUCACUCAACUCUUGUGUUACGGUCUUCUUAAAUUAACAUUAAAGCGUAUUGUAAACACAAACGACGUGGUCAAAGAUUUGUUGUGUUCUUACUUUUUGAAGACGGCUUUAUUCUGGGUCUCAGAGGAAGUAGAUAUUGACACAUUUAAAUUACCUAACUUGUGUAUUUGUUUUUCUCUUUGCCUAAAUAAGCUGAUAUCAUGGGUAAACACCUGUUACUGUCCAAACUAUUUCAUACCUGAACACAACAUGUUCUUAGGAAAGAUCAAUCAAUAUAACAAUUACUCACUACUCAGUGUACUGAAUAGUAUAAAGUAUAGUGGAAUUAGUGGAUUGAUGCAGAAUUUAUUUCAUUCUUAUCCUUGUAAAAAAAAGUGUUAUCCACCAUAUAGUGAAACCAGCGUACAAUCAAUAAUAAUGUUAGACUUUCUGUUUUACAGAAUUCCUCAUUUGUUGAAGAAUGGUUCGAGAAUGACGUCAAAUCUUACAAAAAUAUAUAAAGUACUAAAAAAUAUUAAAUUUUUACAAAAUUCUGAAUCGUCUACAUUUCAUAUAAGUGUUUGUAAGUAUCAUUAUGCUUCCAUCAGUCAACAAGCUGCACAACGAUUACCGACACUAAAACAAAUUAAAACAAAUUAUAAAAUACGUAGAAGUUACCAUAGACAUUUACAUGACGGUUUACAGAGUGAUGCUGUGACAGGUUGGUUGUUAUACGCGUCGUUUUAUUAUGUAACAGAACAGUACAAUGUAACACUCAGACUUACGGAGUAUGUGCUAUCAAAAUGUUUACCCGAUAUAGUGUGUUUAACAGAAUCGUAUUACAGUGAAUCAGUAAUAGAUAAUUAUAGACAUCGUGUACAUUAUUCAAUGUCAUUGAAUGCAAAGAUGAAAACAUAUGUUUUAGAUAAUAUCAUAUACUUACAAUACUCAUCAUUAAUACCACAAGAACUAGAGCUGGAGGUAGAAUACGAUUUAUUUAUAAUAUCACCUAUUGUAAUGUCUCACUGUCUAAGAUUUCUAUGCUAUCAUCAUAUUGGUGAUACUUUCAACAGACAACAGGAAUUACGUCAUUUAUUUUUACCACGUUAUGAAUCAAUGUGUUCACUCUCUAAUACAUAUACACUAAUUGGAGUAUGUUGUCAAAUAUCCGGUGAUAAGGACACAGCUUUUCAAUGUUAUGAUCAAGCUUUGCAAUGUGAUAGGUUUAUAUGUACCACAGCAGAAAACAGGAAGUCAAGACUUUUAAACAUCUAACAUGUCUAAAUCAAAGUUGUAUCCAUGCAGAGAUAAUGUCUCAUUGAACCUUACUAUGACCCUUAAGGACAAACCUUAUAUACAUGUGUUAUCGAGCUGCACUUUGAAAUGAAUGUUAGUUUCUUGCUUAAUUUAAAUUAUAUCACGAUACAAUAAUGUAUGGAAAUAAUGUCGACGAAAGUUGAUAUACACGUAUUCAUUCUGAAAGGAAAUUAUAUAUAUAUAUGGAUACAUCUGUUGUAGGGUUGUCACUGUCUCAGACGUACUUAUGAAUAUAAUUAUUUUCUGUGACUGUAUCUUACAUUAAUUUGUAGGAUCCUUUACUAUAGAUAAUAUAGCUGAUCUGUAACAAUAACAUCUUCAUGCCUUAUAUAUCAUGUACUGUAGUACGCCACUAGAUUAAAACUGACGUGGAAAGGUAACACAUGCCCACCG
Messenger RNA from Mytilus trossulus (common blue mussel), 2727 nucleotides. RefSeq lists its product as uncharacterized. Lineage: Eukaryota; Metazoa; Mollusca; Bivalvia; Mytilida; Mytilidae. The coding region runs from base 1 to 2292 and encodes 763 amino acids. The record is from RefSeq and is a predicted model, not a curated record. The transcript is spliced from 2 exons.